Messenger RNA from Otolemur garnettii (small-eared galago), 670 nucleotides. Its product is annotated as adenylate kinase isoenzyme 1. The record is from RefSeq and is a predicted model, not a curated record. Gene Ontology annotation, cellular component: cytoplasm; cytosol. The transcript has 4 exons. Gene Ontology annotation, biological process: nucleoside triphosphate biosynthetic process. Gene Ontology annotation, molecular function: AMP kinase activity; ATP binding. NCBI's taxonomy places the organism in Eukaryota, Metazoa, Chordata, Mammalia, Primates, Galagidae. Bases 146 to 670 code for a protein of 174 amino acids.
CUUCUCCAGCUGCUCCAGGGAUGGGAGGAGACCCUAUCACCUCGCAAAAUGAUCGGGACGGGGUCUCUUAUGACGUUGAGCCGAGCCAGGAGGAGUCAGCUUGGGUGGGAAUGGGGCGCGACCACCGCAAGAGGCUGCUGGCAGGAUGGGUCUGUGCAAGUCCAAGCUGGCUCAGACGAGCAGGCCUCUGAGGCCUCGGGAGAAGGACAUCCUCAAGUCUGUCCUGAUCAUCUUCGUGAUGGGUGGCCCAGGCAGUGGAAAAGGGACACAGUGCAAGUAUAUGGCCACCAAGUACGGUCUCUACCAUGUGGGGCUGGGCCAGCUGCUGCGUCAGGAGGCCCAGAGAGGCACCCAACGGGGCCGGCAGAUCCAUGACUUCAUGCUGCAGGGGCUCUUGGUGCCAACGGUAGGCCGGGCCCCCAACGCUGUCAUUGUGUUCGACUGCUCCAUGGAGACAAUGGUACGCCGACUGCUGGGCAGGGGCAAGGUAGAGCACAGAGCGGACGACUCGGAGUCUGCCAUCCAGCGGCGCCUGGAGACUCACUACACCUUGUGUGAGCCUGUCCUGACCUUCUACCAGCAGAAAAACCUGCUGCGAAAUAUCCUGGCAGAAGCAGCACCAGAGAACAUUUUUGCCAAGUGCUGCUCUGUCAUUGAAAGUCUGCAGUGA